Canariomyces notabilis is the source of this 2088-nucleotide messenger RNA. RefSeq lists its product as uncharacterized. Bases 218 to 1858 code for a protein of 546 amino acids. The transcript has 2 exons. Lineage: Eukaryota; Fungi; Ascomycota; Sordariomycetes; Sordariales; Chaetomiaceae. Gene Ontology annotation, cellular component: cytoplasm; SCF ubiquitin ligase complex. The record is from RefSeq and is a predicted model, not a curated record. Gene Ontology annotation, molecular function: protein binding. Gene Ontology annotation, biological process: SCF-dependent proteasomal ubiquitin-dependent protein catabolic process.
AUCGCACCUAAUCCGGUCGCCGAAUGACUCGCUCCAUGUCAUGAACCCUUUUGAAGAGGGAAUCGAUUUGGUCUUCACUGCUACCGUCCCAGAUGAUAUCGUAAAGCGCUAAUUAGGGUUAUCACAUCGCAAUUACUACUCAUCACUGGUCUCACAUUAAGUAACUUGCUUUACGCGGCCGAUCAACGUGACAUCGCUUCGUCUUCAUUGUUCCAACAUGAGCUAUCAGGAAUCCAACCCCGACCUAGAAUCGUUCCGGGAGCAGUGGAGGGCCGAGGUCCGGGCGAGACACCCGGUGCCUGCCUCUUCUCUUCAACAACAGCAGCAGAAUGCGGCCGCUGGUCCGGCCACAACCGCAAAUUCCGCCAGAGCAGCACGUCCCAUAGACCCUCGUGGUAAACCGCCACCGGCAACUAGAGUGCCGGCAGUGAAGAAAUACGAUGAUGAAGAUGAGGCACUUGUACAGCCGCCGGCAUUUGACGAGCCUGCGCCCACCGGAUCAACAUCCGUCCAAGAACGCGGGCCGGCGAAGGGCCUGGCAAAGACAGAACCCGUUACGGCACUCGAGCACUACGAGAAAGCGGUGGAGAGAGAGGCGGCGGGCAACCUCGGAGACAGCUUGAGGCUGUAUAGGAAGGCAUUCAGGAUGGACGAUAGCGUGGACCAAAAGUACAAGAAUAAGCAUUUUCCCAAACCACCCCUGAAGCCCGUAGCAGCAGCCUCAUCUGGCAGCUCAAGGGAAGGCGCUGCGUCUACUCCCAAGGCAGAACAGCCGCAAUCUAUGAAGGACCUGAUCGCCAGUUUCGCAGGUCUGUCAAUCGAACCUGUGCCUCCCGAGAUCGAGGGUAUGCCACAGCCCCCCUGCCCAAUCGCAUCCCUUCCAACUGAGAUUCUGGUCCACAUACUCAGGGACGUGGCUAUUCUCGACAUUGGCGACUUUGUGCGCCUCAGCCAGGUCUGUAAACGUUUUGCCUACCUCGUGGCCACUGAAAACCGCAUCUGGCGGCGCAUCUGCCUUGGUACAGAGUUCGGCUUUGGCGGCAUGCACUACUAUUGGCAACGCCAAAUAACCUGGGACCCGCUCACUGAAGCCGACCUACUCCGCGAGGCAGAGGAAGCAGCAGCCACAGCCGCAGCAGAGGCGGAAGCAGCGACAGAUGCCGAGGAUUCCACCACCACCACCUCCGCCCUCCCGUCACCGGCAGUCGAACUCUCCCUCUCGGCGCGCGCUCAACGGCACGCCGAGGAGAGCGCCGCCAACACGCUCGCCUUCUACCGGGCCCUGUACUCGUCCUCGUGGCAGCGCAUGUUCCGGUUCCGGCCCCGGGUGCGCUUCAAUGGCUGCUACAUCUGCACCGUCAACUACAUACGCGCGGGUCAGGCCAGCCCGCACACGACGACGUGGAACACGCCCGUGCACAUUGUUACCUACUACCGCUACCUGCGCUUCUUCCGCGACGGCACGUGCAUCAGCCUGCUGACCACGGCCGAGCCCGCAGACGUGGUGCAUCACCUGACCCGCGAGGCCGUCACGUCUGGUGUGGCCAGCAACAACGCGGCCAGUCAGUCGGCGCUCAAGGGCAGGUGGCGUCUUGCCCGCGAGUCAGAUAACCCCGGCGCGAGCAUCAGCGAGGUUGAGGGGGAUCUGAUGAUCGAGACGGAGGGCGUGGCGAAGUAUAUAUACAGGCUGGAUCUGGCGUUCAAGACGGCCGGGAGGGCCGCCAAGAACAAUAAAUUGGUCUGGAAGGGGUUUUAUAGCUAUAACACCCUCACCGGCGACUGGGCUGAGUUUACCCUGAGGGACAAUACUCCCUUCUUCUUCAGCCGGGUCAAGAGUUAUGUGGUUAGAGGGGAGUAAGCGGUAAAAGGUGUCCGAGGAUGAGUAAAUGAACAGGGCUUUCGGGUGCCAGCGUCUUGUAAAAAGUAUUGAUAUGGUUCAUGAGAACUAACGGUAUAUGUUGGUGGGCUUGAAAGGGGUUGAAGGAACAGGCAGGGUUAGAAUUCCAGUAGGCCUUAGUUAGAAUCAGCGUAACAGCGAAGAACAAACGAGCAUGAUAGAUGAGAAACAACCUCUAGAAGCGGUUGAUC